AAACGUACAAUAGUCUAAAAGAGGAAACGAGAGAGAAAGAGAGAGGCGAGCAAUUGACAAGCAUUCACAUGACUUGUGUCGCCUAACGUGGAUAUUUCUGUGAUAGCGCACCAGUCCAAAUACACAGCAUGAGUCAAUGGAAACAAAUUCAACAGCUCCAGAUCAAAUACCAGGAGCAGGUGGGCUACCUUUAUGAUGACAACUUCCCUAUGGACAUACGGCAGGUGCUCUCCAACUAUAUUGAGAGCCAGGACUGGGAUACUGCCGCAAACCAUGAGUCCAUGGCGACAGUUCUCCUCAGCAAUCUCCUGUCUCAGCUGGACAGGCAGUGUUCUCAGGAACAGAACUUCCUACAAAGACACAACUUGAAGUUUAUCUACCAGCAGUUACAGACUAAAUGCAAAGCCAACCCUCUGCUGAUGGCCGGGGUCAUUUCCAGUUGCCUCAGAGAGGAGCGUCGUAUCAUCUCCACAGCCAGCAUUCAGGAACAGGGCCCAUUGGAGAAGUCAAUGCAGAAUUCGGUGGCCUUCGAGAGACAGAAGAACAUGGACAACAGGGUGGCGGUGAUCAGGAGUAGUGUGCAGAUGAUGGACCAGGCAGUGAAAUACCUAGAAGACAUGCAAGACGACUUUGACUUCCGCUAUAAAACUCUCCAGUCUCGAGAUCCAGUGGACAGGAACACAGCGGUGAUGAAACAGGAAGUGACCCGACUGCAGGAGAUGCUCAACAACCUGGACUUUAAGAGGAAGGAGAACCUAUCUAAAAUGAGUGACGUGAUAAAAGAGAUUGAUGCUCUGAUAGUGUCCCAGCUGAACCCAGAGCUGAUGGAGUGGAAACGCAGGCAGCAGAUCAACUGUAUAGGUGGCCCACUGCUCACUGGACUGGACCAGCUCCAGAACUGGUUUACUCUGACAGCACAAAGUCUGUUCCAGAUGAAGCGUCAGCUGGACAAACUGGGGGAGCUUAUAUUAAAGGUGACGUAUGAGAGCGACCCCAUCCCACUGCAGAGACCGCAGAUGGAGGAGCAGGUCAAAUACCUCAUCUACCACCUCAUCAAAAGCUCCUUUGUGGUGGAGAAGCAGCCAUGUAUGCCAACCCACCCCCAGAAACCUCUCAUCAUCAAGACCGGGGUGCAGUUCACCACCAAAGUCAGAUUGCUGGUCAAACUUCCAGAGGUGGAUUACCAACUGAAAGUGAAGACAAUAUUUGACAAGGACCUCCCCCCUGGCAGAGUAAAUCGUCAGUUCUUCAUCCUGACUACCACCACCAAAAUAAUGGACGUGGAGGAAUCAUCCAAUGGCUGUCUGUCUGUAGAGUUUAGACACUUGCAGCUGAAAGAGAAGAAAUACGUUAAUGGAACCAAGGUGAACGAGGGUCCUGUCUCUGUGACGGAGGAGCUCCACUCCCUCAGCUUUGAGGCCCAGUUCAACAUACAGGGCAUUAACAUCGACCUGGAGACCUGCUCCUUUCCUCUGGUGGUCAUCUCCAAUGUUAGCCAGCUGCCUGGAGGCUGGGCAUCUGUCAUGUGGUACAACCUGCUGACUGACGAACCCAGGAACCUGGGCUUCUUUGCCAGUCCUCAGCGGGCCAGUUGGGGCCAGCUCUCUGAGGUACUGAGUUGGCAGUUCUCCACCUUCGCUGGGCGGGGCCUCAACAGGGAACAGCUGUGCAUGCUAGGAGAGAAACUCUUGGGUCAGCAAGCCUCCCAAAACGAAUGUCAGGUAUCCUGGUCCAAAUUCUGCAAGGAGAAUAUUCAUGGAAAGAAUUUCAGUUUCUGGAUGUGGCUGGAUUCCAUCCUGGAGCUCAUCAAGAAGCACCUACUUCCCAUCUGGAACGACAACUGCAUCAUGGGUUUUGUCAGUAAGGAGACUGAGAGGGCCCGUCUGAAGGACAAGGAGCCUGGGACUUUCCUGCUGCGCUUCAGCGAGAGCCACCUGGGCGGGAUCACCUUCACCUGGGUGGAGCAGUCCGAUAGUGGAGACGCCAAGUUCAUCUCGGUGGAGCCGUACACCAAAUCACGCCUCAGCGCUCUCCCGUUUGCCGACAUUAUCCGGGACUACAAGGUCAUCACAGACGGAGAGGUCCCUGAGAACCCACUAAAGUUCCUCUACCCAGACAUCCCCAAAGACGAGGCCUUCGGACGACUUUACAACAGCCAGCAGAACAAAGUCUUUCCAUACAUACCAUCUAUGCUGAUCCCCAUCUCAACUUUGCAAACCACACCUCCCCCCUGCUCCUCCCCAGAACCCCCCAUGUCCCCUGGGAUGUUUGACAUGCUCACCCAGCACCUCAGCCCCUUGGAGAUUGAGACUGCCAUGAGUUCUCCGUACUCCGAGUAACACAAGGUGACCUGCAGAGUAUGCCAAGUAACUCACUCUUCUCCGACUAGUGGCCUACAAUCUCUACGGAAUCCCUGUACAAGUGUAAUUUUCUCUUACAUCUGAUCACAAUACAUUGCUCUUCUAUCCAACUGUUAGUAUUGUCUUUGAGCCCUUUGUCAUGACUACAAAGGUAUAAUAUUAUGUUUUGAGCAUAAAGUAGAUAUUACAUGCAGUGGGACAUCCAGCUUGUUAUAUCACUUCUCAUAAAUUGACAUCUUUAUUACUUCUGCACAAGUAAUGUUAGUAUGUUAUUAUAUAUAUAAAUAGUGUCUUAUGCUCCGCUAUCAAGAACCAAGUUUUGUACAAAUAAUAAAUGUUUAUUAUCGCUUUAA
Messenger RNA from Salvelinus fontinalis (brook trout), 2713 nucleotides. It is a transcript of the gene stat4, whose product is annotated as signal transducer and activator of transcription 4. Gene Ontology annotation, molecular function: RNA polymerase II cis-regulatory region sequence-specific DNA binding; DNA-binding transcription factor activity, RNA polymerase II-specific. Gene Ontology annotation, biological process: response to peptide hormone; defense response; regulation of transcription by RNA polymerase II. NCBI's taxonomy places the organism in Eukaryota, Metazoa, Chordata, Actinopteri, Salmoniformes, Salmonidae. Bases 129 to 2339 code for a protein of 736 amino acids. The transcript is spliced from 23 exons. The record is from RefSeq and is a predicted model, not a curated record.